AUGGCGCCGCUGUCGGAUACCAAUUAUUUUCCCUCCGUGGGACAGUGCCUCUCUGGGGAGAAAGUGCUUCUGCCUUGGAAGCUGAUCGCUACAGCUCUUUCGGAUGGCACUGGCAAACGGCAGACGAGCUCUGCCAUCACCAAAUUCUUCGACGACGACUAUGUCCGUGCCCUUUUGAGCGAACCCUCGACCGCGUUUGCGCCGCCUGACGAGGCUACAAACAAGAGCUUCGAGACCAAGAUAGCACCAAUUAACGUCACCUCGGCCUCGACUGACCGAUACGAUAUAAACCAAUUCAAGGAUGAUGCGAAAUGGCUGAGCAACAACGCAAAAGUCAACUUGGUGGCCGCCCUGCGAGUCGUGAUCAUCGAGUACCAAUCCCGUUCCUCAAGUCAUCUUUUGGGCCCUCUGUCAUCCCACGACGCCGCCAAUCUCCAAGAAGCUGCGGGCUUGCAAAAUGGCCAGGGAGCAGCAUUUUUGUCAGAUUUGGGAGCAUCAGCCGCGUUGGAUGCCGAUGAGAUAUCGGCGGAAUUCGACAAACCAGAGGCGAGGAGGCGUCGCUUGUUUGAUACAUUCUUGACGGAGCGUCGUUUCUUCAUAAUGGCUGCAGAUUAUGCCACGUCCAUCAAGCUGUAUCGACGUUUGCCCAUUUUCGCUCCUGGAGACAACAGAAUUGCCGAUCUAUAUAAGUUGAAGAUGUCCUCUCAACCGCGUGAUGAGAUGGAGGCGAUGCUGCCAGCUUAUUUGGAUGUCGUAUCUAGCUGCAUGAGUGGGAUCGAGGCCGGCAUGAGAGCAUUCACGGACGAAGCCUUACUACUCAACGAUGAAGUGGAACUAGAAUGGCUGCGAAGCCUCUUGACCGAGAUCGUUCAUAGCUUGUCUGUGGUUCUUCAGCUGGUGGAUUGCUAUGGUAGUGACUUUCCUCCGUCCUCUGCUAUCAACCAGUGGUUUUCGUUGAUGGAAAUCUACGGCUUCUUCGAUUCUAUACAGCCAAUCAGCCAAAUUACUGCUGAAUUGAUUAUGCCUAUGAAGGCCCUGUCUUCAGCCAUCUCCAUCGGCUUGCUCAAGCCUGCACGGGCACUUGCAUAUCUAUCUGAUCGAGACGAGGACCCAGCACAAGCUGACGACGUGUACGACUCAUAUUUGCUCUCGCCAGAUGUUUUGGAGCAGGUUCACAAGAGCAUCCUGGACGCCGCUGGGUUAGACUCUGAGACUGCUUGCCCCGUCAUCUUCACGUGGUCGUUUCUACUACACCGACUCAAUGUAUCCUACCAGACUAGAACUGACAAGCGGGACAACUUGAUACAGCAAAGCGCCCGCGAAAAAUUCGAAACUCGGAGCGUGAUGCGCACACCUACUCGGCGAAACUCUGCUGGAAGCAUCUACUCCAUUGAAUCUUCGAAAUUCGAUGGCUUUCUUGAGAAUUCGUCUAGUCAGAGGGAUAUGCAGGUUGUUGAGCAGCUUGCUGCUGUCGCUACGGCCCAAGGCAGAGUCUUUGAUAUAAUGUCAAAGAUGACUCAAACUUUGGGUCCGUCCAUCGACGGCAGCUUGUCACCCCUGAUUAGCUCGCGCCUUCGUGUCAUAUUUCUAGAGCUAUUGAAAGUUUCGUAUCCAUUUGUUGGAUAUCAGUCGGACUCCGUGAGCUGUCUGCACUCCCUUCUUUCUCCUGGCCGAGGUUACUGGGAGCUAUCCGCGUCGGAGAAUAUGCCCAUCGCCCAGGACAUCCUUGGAUCUAUGCUGCGAGAUGAUCUAGCCAUGGACUUCUUUUUCCAGCAGGCACUUGAUCGGUACCCUUACGAAUUCCUUCCUUUUAUCACGCUCUGUCGCACGCUCUGUACUGCCUCACAAUCGAUUCAAGAUGAUAGGACGGACAUAAUUCUCGAACUGCUACGCAAGACUCCGAGCAUCACAUUCACAUUACCAGAUACAUUCCAGGGAUAUGAGCUGGUCCAAGAAGAUGAAAACACAAACUCUUUCUGCCUUUUAGAGGAGGUUCCUCUGAUCUCUCUAUCAUCCUCUUGGAGUCGGAGGUACAUUGAGGAUGACGCAUACAGAAUACCAGCGGGCACCUACGGGCGAUUUAUCACAGAUACCGGCCGCGUUGUCUUGAUGGACUACCCUCAUUCAACCUUGUCGUUGCUGGGACGGCGACUGGAGAUUAGCCUUUCCCAAGAAGGCUAUCGUUGCGAACUGGGAAUGUUGCAACCGGAAGAGACAGCUGAAGUCAUUUCGUUGUUAGCGUCACUACUUCGAAUGGAGCAGCUGAAGCUGGCAAAGCAAGGGGAUAGCCGCGCAUUGGUUCAUUACGAUGACGACCUGCUCUCCGAGACCAGCACACACAUCAGUGCUGGGAAAGAUAUUGUCACUAUUGUGUGCGAAACGAUGGAUUAUUACAUGCAGGAUGAGUUGGCCAUGACUGAAGAUACGGCUGUGGGCGUCCUUACCGCAUGUGUUAAGUUUCUGCAUGCUGUUCUACAGGUGCAGCCCAGCAGAGUGUGGUCGUACCUCGCAAGGACAGAGUUAUUAAACUCUGAAUCAAGAGCUGGCAAACUCACCAAGAUUACGGGCAGUCUUGACCUGGUCUCGGAGAGAUUCGAAUUCCUCUCAUCCUCACUGUCACUGUUUUCCGCACUUAUCGACACUGUCAUGUCUUCCGCCGUCCAGCGUCGGGCUCAAAACAAACCCCUGGGCCGACAGCAGUCAGAGUCGAAUCCGUGGAUUGGGACUGCCGACAAGGUGCUCUCCAAAGUUAGCUUCUCGAUUGCACAGACGUCCGUUGAUGUGUUUGAAAAUACGUCGACGUGGAUGUUUGACUCGGAAACUAGUAGAACAUCGCUGCUGCAGACAGUCGUGCCUAUUCUCAACAAGAUUGUCAUUUACACCUAUGGCAUGGGGGAUUCUCCUAGGUCUGACAAUCUCACAUCCUGUCUUCGACCUGCCGCUUCCCACAUCAUUGAUUGCUUCUUAUCGCCAUCGAGCGGAAGCCUCCGAUUCCAACCUCUUCUCUCCUCAUUUAUAUCUACCCUCACAAGACCAGAUUCAACCCUAUAUCCCCUGCGAUCCCAAGCCGUUCGAAGCGAAGUCACGUCAGUGCUCGACUUUUCUACCACUCUUCUUCGGGUUGCAAACUACCUUGAACGUUCUUCGACGUUAGUUGAGACGUAUCUAUUCAAGACUUCGACGUUAUCAGCCCGGCUCUGCGCAGUAUCAGAUCACUUCCGUGGGCCAGCGUUGUCGCUGCUGGAGGCGCUCGUCAUCAACGCUGCUCAGUCCACCGGUGAACCACCCUCCCUUCUAGGAUAUCUCGGUCCCCAGAUUUCAAAAUCUUUCCUCCAUAUUUUGGCAGCCAUUGGUCAGCCUUAUGCGUUGACCAAUGAAGUAAAGAUAACUUGGAGAUUCUUUUCGUCUAUACUGAAAAACCGACAACAGUGGAUGUCUAACUGCCUUCUCACAGGGCAAACGCCACGAGAGGCAAUGAAGAAGGAUGCCAAGAAGAAUGAAACGUCUGAGGAUUCUGUAUUUGCAACGGCAUUAUCUAAACUUAAAAUUUUGAAAGAUUUAGAGACAGGAGAAGCUCUCGUCGUCUUGGAUUUCGUUACAUCCGCGCAGAAUUACUGGCCUUGGACAGUGUUUACUCUUCAGAAAGACACAGCCUAUAUGGAUGGGCUUCGAGCCUAUGUGCGUGAUUUAAAGCCCUCUCACCAAACUGUCAAAUCAGACGCAGUGCUGGCCAGCACUCAGGCGAGAAUUGCUGCGUACAUUGCGGAAACGUUUGCAAUGCAGCUCUACCAUUCGCGUCAUCUUGGUAACGCAGACACAUUCGCCAAAGGACUGACCAAUGACCUGGACUACUACCUUCGUGAUGGUGUUGAGGUGGCUAGCUACAACAAGUCUCUCCACAACAACUUUGCAAAGAACUUUUCCAAUAAGUAUUUCGGAACCUCUUUGGACAACUUUAAGCGUACCUUGGUGAGUCCAAGGGAACUGGGCGAAAAUUAUUAUUACGACCUGGAUCGUGCCGAUGAGGUUCUGCGAUUUGAUCCCGGAUGGCAAGGAAGGAGGGGCUCUGGAUUCCUGAACGAGAUGAAACUGGCAAACGCCAAUCUGUCUUUGGUCGAUGCCCAAAUCGCGCUCUUCCACGCAUGGGAGCUUUUGUUGCUUGAAUUGAGCACAUGCUUCCCCGAGAGCGAUGCUACCCAUAAGCACAUGAUGCAAGUUGCUCAGCAGUGCCUGAAUGCCAACCAACUGGUCCCUGGCCCUGAAAGCAUCUUCCUCAAAAUUGUCGACAGAAGAGCUAAUCUGGCUCUCAUUCUAAUUCAGCGCUUGGCUCAGUCCACUCUCGCAAUCAAGGAUGUUAACCAGCUUCUGGAGACUUUGAUUGGCACGAUUAAUAGUGUUGAUGAGCCGUUUGAAUCUGAGUCUCUUGUUUAUUACCGCACACUUCUGAAGGCACUGUUUGUCACGCUGCGGGCAUAUCAAACGACAUCCAGCAAGAUGGCGGCGAGCUCACAAGCAGAUCUUGAGGGAUCUAUGGUGACUGUUACCCAAACCAUUCUCAACAUACUAGACACUGUGGUUGCAAGUGGAUUCCGGUCAUUGGUUAGCUUGAUUCAUGAUAAGGAGACAGAUGUCUUCCCAGAGGAUCUUGCUCUCCUUACUGCAAUCAUGCAGGCUUGUCUCAGUGUUCCUAAUAUUGAACAAUCUCAGACUCAAAUAUUGAACAUCAUGGCAUCACAUGACGCUACGCAUGCAGCAACAUCGCUGUACUCAUGGGCUGAUAAGUUGGGCGAACAUGGCGAUCCCGUCUAUGGCGAGCUCAGCAUCUUGUUCUUACUGGAGCUCUCAACUCUUCCGUUGCUGGCGGAGCAGCUUGCUUGCGACGGAGUUCUCGGCUCUAUCCUCUCAGCUAACCUCACCAAAUUCAUGCUGAGGACAAACGUCUCGCCAUAUGCAGAUGCGUCAAUUGCACAACGGUGCUACGGAAUAUGGGUUAAAGGGAUGCUUCCACUCAUGUUGAAUUUGCUCACUGCUCUUGGAGCAACAGUUGCCCCGGAAAUUACGUAUGUUCUGAACCAGUUCCCGCAUCUACUACAAGCUAGCGUGGAGCGAUUUGAAGCGCCUGGGGCCAGUCGAACCAAAGAGAAGUCUACCCAAUACUUGACGCUUCUUGGCACCUCGGAGAUUCACUCUUUGGCACUGCUCACGCGCGUGCUUGCGGCUCUUCGGAUGAACAAUAGCAGAGAUAUCCCCCCAGUCGAAUGGGAUGCGACGGGCCUUCUUGAGAAUGUAGACUAUUGGCUCUCCAGCAGACGUCUUUUGAAGGAGCGGCUCCUGCCUCUGGGGCAACGAGAGAUGGAAUGGAGAGGAAGGAAAUUGGCAGGGGAUUGUGACAACUUGCUGGAGGAGAAGGUGGUGGCACAGCUUGAGACGGUUCGAGACGUGCUCGGCGAGGAAUUUGAAGGUUGA
Molecule: messenger RNA, 5466 nt
Organism: Trichoderma harzianum CBS 226.95
Lineage: Eukaryota; Fungi; Ascomycota; Sordariomycetes; Hypocreales; Hypocreaceae
Exons: 4
Coding region: 1-5466 (1821 amino acids)
Biological process (GO): protein import into nucleus; RNA export from nucleus
Cellular component (GO): nuclear pore inner ring
Molecular function (GO): structural constituent of nuclear pore
Source: RefSeq, a predicted model, not a curated record